Ostertagia ostertagi is the source of this 6783-nucleotide messenger RNA. The record is from the annotation of a GenBank genome assembly. NCBI's taxonomy places the organism in Eukaryota, Metazoa, Nematoda, Chromadorea, Rhabditida, Trichostrongylidae.
GUAAACCCAGCCGCCGAUUAUCUGCCAAAAGCAGCAUCUACCAGCUCUGUAAAUAAGGUGAUUCGGACAGCGCAAGGCGGUCGUCUUCAUGUCGCGAAAGUCCACACAUGGGGAGUGGAAUCUGACGAUGAGGUUCUCGACGCUCGACAUCAGUUCAACGGUCUACCCGAUUUGAGUCGCAUACGGUCAAGCGGCCUAUCGCCACAAGCGAUUCGUCGUAACGAAAUGCAGAUGCGAGAAUCGAGGGACGAGUUCGUCGAUGAACGGCAGGCCUAUGCUCUGAGCCCGCCACAACGUCGCCGCAGUGACACCGUUGGUGCCAACUACUCAAUGCCGUCGAACGGUUACAUGGGAGAAUCCCCAGUCGGGUCGCCGUAUGCCCCUCGUCGCCAGCCAGCUCCUGCCCCCACGUCGCCAUACUCUGUACCUCAACGCCAAACUGUUGCUGCUCCAACGUCGCCGUAUUCACCCCAACGGCCUGCGCAACCGCCAGUGCCACGUCAUCAGGAGCAGCCAUUGUCACCAACAGGCACUCGCCGGGUUGAAACCAUCGUUGACUAUGAGAAAAAGAAGCAGGGACCACCAGUGGUGAAAGACGGUCACUCAAAGUUCAAGAUCACUUUGAUCGAGAACGGCGAGACGAAAAUGGAAAAAGAAGCGACACUCGAAAUACCCGAGUUUAUGAACAAGAAGGACUAUCUAUCAGAGGUCGGUCAACGCCUUCUGAGGGAUCUGCGCGAAGACGCGGACGCCGUCAGUGCUGUAACUCAUGUUGAAGUGGAGGUUGUUGAAGAUGUGACCAACAUCCUGAAGACGUACGUUAUUGGUGAACGAGCCGAUGACUAUGUGGAAGAAGAAAUGCCACAGGCGCUUCACUACGAGGCGACUGCCGACAGAACACCGUCUCCAAUUGAACAGAAGAAGGUUGAGAAAAUCUAUGUGGACACACUGACGCAUGAAGAGGAGCAAUGGCGUGAACCAGAAAAGGCCGAGAUCAAACUGAUGCAAGAAGGCUAUCACUUUGAAGGGGAAGGUGCCCUGAAGAGAACUCGUCGUUUGGAGACCGAUGACUCGCUGGAGAUUAUGGCCAAGGUCAGAUGCGCUAAUGCGUUCGCCGACUGUGACUUGAUUCGACGCGAGGACAGCUCCAACUUCACCGUUCAUAUUGCCGUUCCUCUGGUUCAGGCAAUGUCGAUGAUUCUGACCAGAAGACGUGCCCAGCGACGACAACAAGAAUUCUCGAAAGCGUUUGCUAUGGAGCAGGCCGGACAAUUUUUCGAAGAGGAAUCUUCACUAAGACGUCUUCAACGACGAGUGGAGUCUGCUGAAGAGGAGGAUUUGCAAGCACAGACAGUUCAGCUCCAAGAACAAGAAGCAGUUCUCCAGAAGGCUGUGAUAAGCGAAGUCGCUGUGGAGAAGGAAAAAAGAGUGCGAGAAAUCGAAGCCGAAGGUGGUAGCUAUGAAAUGGAGCAGCAAGGUUUGAAGUUGGUCGGCGAAGCGGUAAUUAAACGUCGUGGAAGAGCUUUUGAUUCUGAGUCUUCCGAAGAGAUCCUGCCUCCCAAGAGAAUAUUAUGGAAGAACGUGAAGCAGAAGGGGUGGAACGGUGGUUCACCUACCGUUGUGGAUCUGGUCAAAAAGGAGUCCGAUUCCUACUUCGAUGUUGUGUUUGAGACCGUCAACACUUAUGAGCCGCAAUCUAUGCAGAUCAAACGAGCGGUGAUGAAAAAGGCAUCGUGCGAGGUGAACUCCGCUUUCAUGGUUCCCAGCGAUGACUCAGAGGAAACUUCAGUAGUCAGAAAGGCGAAAUCUGUGUGGAGUGAGUCGUACUCAGGCAAGGAACUUAGUGAGCAGUACGCAAAUGUGACGGUAGCACUGCAGAAUAUUGUGAAGCAGGGAGAAAAGGACCUGGUCGCGGAGUGUAACUUAGCGGCCGUGUCUCGCUCAAAAGCUCAAGGCCGUUUUCGUGAGAUGAGAGAAGAGCAAGCGAUGAUGCUUUACGGUUUCGAAAACACCAAACCGCGAAUCGGUGAGGCAAACGUUGUGAGAAAAGAGAAAAAUCUACAUGCAGCGAGUUUCCUUACUGCAGCAGCAGAAUUUGAACACGUCACACUCACAACUGGCUUAAGCCAUUCUGGGGAGAUGCUUGGAGUUCAAAGCUCGUCGAAGACCCCGAAUACCAUCAGCGUUGCUGCAAAACUCAAUGAAAUGUCCUUGGAACAUGCGACCAGUGUGAUCUAUCUUCAAAAAAUGCCCGGAAUACAGGAUCAGAGUGCUGAUGGAGUGCUCAAAGACAAGCAUGUCAGAGGAGAAUUUUUGAGAACUCGGGCAGCUUCGGAUAGCGCGAUAACGUCUCAUCUCGCUAUAAAGAGGGAGACGUCUCUACCCUCAAUGAUAAGCAUCCAGAAAAACCUUGCUACUGCCAACACGACGUCAUCGGCAAUGCGAGCCUGGGCAUCUGAAAGUCACGCCAUUAGCUCGACACUGAUGCUCAAUAAGGGAGCUAACGUCCAGACGGCCGCCGUCAAAAUUCGCGAUCAUCAUCGACAGGAAGCCAUGACACACGUAGCCGAAUAUGGUCAAGCACAGGAACACUGCGCUGUGAUGCUGAAGAACACCGGAGGAGCACAUGGAGCGACAUCGGCCGCGAUGGCUGAAGCGGUCACAGAUUUGCGUAUACGUCGAAAAGAUGCCGCCUCCGAGGUGACUGUGUACUUCAUGUACAAGCAAGUGCUUGGCAAUUACGCUAUGGCAGCCCUUGGUCUGUAUCUUGGCGAUCGUAUACGGAAAGUACGCGAAGAGCACCUCACAAAAGAGGUGCUACAUACCUCAGAGAAGCUUUUCCAAUCGGAGAGCCUCCAAACCGAGUACACGGACGAGUUCGAGCGUAGAGAAGCAAGCCGACAUCUCGUUACAGACUUGAGAAGCGGCACAAAGGGAAUAGAGAAACAUGACAAAGAAACAAUGACGAUACAAGAACAGCAGCAAUUACAAAUUCAAACAGGCAAAUUAACAAAAUCACCAGCACAAUACGCAAGCGCAACUGCAAUCGCAAGGGAACAACAAAUUUCGCAGGCAAUGGUUUCGAUGCAGGAAAGCAAAUUUGAAGAGGAGAUCGCGACGUUCGGUAGAGUAGCUGCUCGGCAGGAGUAUGUUGGCACUGAUCGCUUGAUAGAGCAAGUUCAGACAGAAAGUGCUGUUGUGAGUGCGAAAGCUACCACUCAAGAAGACGUGGGUGCCAGUGUUGUUCAUUUAAGAUCAGAAGACUAUAUCGAGGAAUCCCGAUUAGUCAGGCCAUUGGCAGACCAUGAAGCAGCCUCACAACAAUUCAGAGAAGCCACCGAUGAGUCAGCGGUGGGCUUCUGGACCACCUCUGAUUUAGAUAUGCAAGUGGAAGGUCGAUUGCUGCAGAAAACUGCCUCGUCUCAAUCUAUUGAAAGACGGCUGGCAGCUGUGUCCGAGGAGGACACUGCAGCUGAAGCGUCUUUGGAAUGGCAGCCUAGCAAAUCUGCACAAGGUGUUUUGAAGCAGAAGGAAGAAGAAAUGAUUGCGAGAGAAUUCAAAGUUAAGAGCGGUGUACAAGAUGCGAGCAUCAUCCGGAAAGAGGAAGUUGCUCGCGGUGAUAUCACCUUGCUUGACAUCGAAAAGGAAACCGUAACUUCCCGAGCUUUCGAGUUUGGGCAAGAAAGUAGCAGUCUUCAGGGUAUGUUUGGAAAACUUAUUCCCAAACCAGAAUCGGCAGAAGAGGUCGACGUUGAUCGUGUAGCAAGUGUAACCCUUCAACAAAAGAUAGCAGUGACUGCCAGCAAAGAAAAGGAGAAAUCGCCGCAAUCGGCAUCAUUCCGCAAAAAGACUCAGUAUCUUGUUGGUAGUGCGUCCAAAGAGGAGUCAUGCAGUUUGAAAGGAGAGGUGUUGUCUCAGCAACCUCGCAGUGAAUCUAGUGAAGUGCUCGUAAUGGGCCGACACGAGGAAGCUGUCCAAAUAAAAUCGUCGGCUUCCUCUGAAAUGGAAGCAUUCGGCUUCUGGGAUACAAACGUUCCUAUCGAAGACACCUCUCGCACGCUACGCACAAAGUCCUACGAAUCCUUAGUAUUAAGCAAGAAACUGCGAGGAUCUACUGAAUCACAAACCCAGGUUUCUUCCGAAAUCACGCAAGAGGCAAAGGAGGAACGAGCGGUCAAGUGGAAACAGGCACAAAGUGCUUCUGUGGACAAGGCUUUCGGAAUUGCUGCUAAGGCCGAUGAAUUCCUAAUGAGCAAGCCAAUGACUUCUGCUGGAAGCACAGGUACGCUUCAAGAGCGCCGUGUCGCAAAGCAGAAGCAAAUGGUAAGGCAAUACAGUGACGAAAGCGCUCUGCUUUUUGGUUCAAUAGGUUCACUCACUCCCCGAACACCUGAGUCUGAAGAGAUUUCCUUAUCACUGAGUGACGUGCCUGUAUUAAGAGGUGGAGCUUUCAUGAUGGCAUCCUCUGAAGAAGUCAUACAGGCCACUGACAAAAUGAAGCGCGAUGACAGCGCAAAAUCGGCUGAGCUAUCCAGAAAGAUUGGCGCGUUUGAGAGCGCCAAGCUGAGCAGUAAAGGUAGCACGGAGUCAAAAACUGCGUUGAGCACGAUGCAUUGCUCAGAAUCCCAAGAGAGUGCCUCUGCUCAAGCAACCCUGGCAAUGGCCGUGAGGGAUGUGAUAUCUCUUAUGUCUCCUGAGAGCACCGAAGAAUUUAUAAGCUCGUUGUGGAAAACCGGUGAGGUCGAAGGUGGUACAGCAUCCGUCCAGAUAGGCGUGAAAGAAGCACUUUCCCUGAGCAAAAGUAUGCCAGCGAUUGGUCAGUUAUCCACUGACUACGCUGGCGAACUUACGAAGGAAGUGCGCGGAGAGCGUACUGCUACCUUACCAGAGAUUCCAGCCGAUGCAACGGGCAGAGCUUUUGCGAUAGAUUCUCGCGAAGAUCAUGUUGCUCUUUCAGCUACUCCAAAAUCCAUGACAAGCUCUGAGGUAUUUUCAACCACAUCACGAGAAGCCACUUUUGCCAAACUUCAAGAGUAUGGACGUGAAGCGGUCGAUUUGAAAAGUGUUGUCGGCACACUUUCUGCUCCAGUACAACCUUCUGAAGAGGCAGCUACAACUUUGCCGACCAAGGUACCAGUCUUACUCAAUUUGAGUACGAAAGCUAGCUCUGAACAUGUUGCAGAACUAUUAAAGCUGCUAAGCAAGCAUGAGCAGCUGGUUGAAAUGAGUUUGAUCAAAAAGAUUGUGCUGAAAGAAAAGGAUAAGUUGAGCGUUGGUGCAGUCCGUUCUCUAAGCACAGCCGUUUCGUUAGCUCUGGAGAAGGCAUCUGAAAGUAGCAACAUUGGUGCGACCAUUGCUGCCAGACUCCACGAAGAAUGUAAUUCAUUCAUGCACUUUGCCUCUGAAGAAUUUGUGAGCGGUACAUGGAGGACUGUAGCAGGUGUUGCUCAAGCGCAUUCGCAAUGGCCUGAACAUUUGACAGCAGUCGUUGAGCAAAAGAGCAAAGCUCCAGCUCUCAUGUCCUCUUCUGUGGAAGUCACUCUCGGUAUGAGUCCAGAAGAGACAACAUUGUACCGUAGUAGACUGCCAUUAGUGGAAUCGGUUCAGCGCUUAUUCCAUGUUGAGCUGGAAAAGGCACUAUCGGAAAUCCGUCGAAAAGAAGCGUCAGAAUCGGAAACAGCAACGAUACCAGUAUCUAUCACAGAAAAUGUCACGGGAAUGGCAAGAGAGUAUGGUAAGGCAGAGGUGCUUACUCAAGGGGUCGUCGGAACCCUACAACAGCCAGAAGAGAGCCAAGACUCUGUGGAAACAAUACAGCGCAGAUUUUCUUCAAUCCAAGCAAUAUACUCAACCAAGGCGUCAAAGGAGGAACACGCUGAACUGAUCAGAUCUUUAGAACGCUUCCAGGAUCACGAGUCCAUUGGGAAAAUCCUGAACGUGUUGAGGACUGAACAACUCAAAUUCAGCGGGUUUGCAACUCGUACUCUUCUUAAGGCUGUUGAACAGGAGUUGAGCAGGGCCCCCGACGAAGUGGAGGUCAGUUGCAAUGUAGCUGAAGCCGUAAAAACUGUGCUCUUUUUAGCGAUCAAGGAAGUCGUCGAUGAAAAUGCAUUUGCAAUUAUAAGAAGCUCCAAAAACACUUCUGAGGCCACUUUGGUGCUGACCUUGUCAUCCGUCGAGAGGUUAAUAGCCAAUGUUCCCGCCUAUUCGGAGCUUAGCGAAGAAGUAUCUUCGCAUUUCACACGUCCAAUGAGUAGUUCUAUAAGCUCGAUGAUUCCUGUUCAGCAUCGCAUUAACGUCGAACAGAGGUUUGGCAUCAGUGCGGACUCUUUGGCAACGACAGUGCAACGCGAAAGUUCCCAGCUUUCAUUCACAGGCACUCUGAAAGAGAAACAACGACAAGAGACAAGUGCUCAAGUGCGGGAAUUCGGCCAAGAGUCAGUGGAAGUGUUGGCAGAUUUGAUGCUUUUGGGGAAACCACCUGAACAAGAGGAAGAACUUGAGCUGAUCAGAAAGCAGCACAGUUACAUUCAAUUCCUUCACAGCGUUGAAGCUACAUCUGAAGAACACUUGAAUCUCGUUAAAUUAUUAAGUAAAUACGAUGAUGACGAAGAUGUCGCAAUUAUCAUCAGGGAUUUGGAAUCGGGACGAAUCGCCUUUAGUGGUAUUGCAACCAAAACUAUCAGCACUGCUGUCGAAAAAGAGAUUGAGCGUUCUUCACAAAGUGGUGAUAUUAGCCGAAAGGUUUCGGAAGCCUCCGCUCUGCGAUUUCAAGAUCAGUGA